AUGGCGGCCAAAGACCGCGACACAGCCCUCGAGCUGGCCGAUCUAACGCGCCAACUCGCCACGGCCCGCUCCCUCCUCACCUACGAGCAAACCUGCCACACCACCACCCGCCUCGAAGCCGCCGAAUCGCAGCGGCAGCAGCGCGUCCGCCUCAUCCACCUCGAGCCCUCGUACGCGCUCCUCCUGUCCGACUACAACAAUGAGAAAGCCUACUCCGCGACGCUCGAGAAGCACGCCCAGCACGCGGCGGCCCGCAUCGCCGAGCUGGAGGAGGACAGCCUUGAGCUGGGGGCGGUCAAACACCAGCUGGAGAUAACCACAAAAGCACACCGGGAGCAGCUCAGGGGGCUGUUCGAUCAGGACACGGUGCAGGGCGCGCGGGAGGAGGAGCAGAUGAAGGAGCUGGGGGAGAUGAACGUCCGGUGUAGGGAGCUGGAGGACGAGGUAGCGGGGCUAUAUCGGGACGCCAAAGCGGCGCAGAGCCAAGCAAGGAAGGCGGAGAAAGAUCACGGCAAGCUCUCGGACGAGCACAAGAAACUCACGGAGGAGCACAAGGAGCUGCAGUCCGCACACAAAGACCUCGAGAAGACGCACAAAGACCUCGAGAAGACCCUCCACACGCAGACCACCGCCCUGUCCACCCUCACCUCCGAGCAUGCCUCCGCAAAAGCCCUCAUCACAGACCUCACCGCCUCCAAAACCACCGCGCACACCACCCUCGCCGCCGCCGAGUCCAAAGCCGCCGCCGAGCUCGCCGACGCCCGCGCCACCAUCGCCGCCCACAAGACCGAGCUGCACACGCUCGAAGCCAAGCUGCAGGACCACGUCGACCGCCUCGCAAAGGCGCUUACCUCCAAGGCUGCCACAAAGGCCGCCCUCGAGUCCGAGCUGGCCACGCUGCGCCUCGAACUCCGCGACGCCCAGGAGGACGCUGACGACGCGCGCGCGGCGCGGAACGAGGUGCUCGCCCUCGAGAAGCAGCUGGCGAGUCUGCGCGCCGAGCUCGACGCCGCGCGGAAGGCCCCCGCACCAGCACCAGCAGCAACAGCAACAGCAAAAGACAAAGACACCGCAGCGGCGCUCAAGCGCGAAACCAAGCUGCGCGAAAAGGCCGAGUCGGAGCUGGCGGCGCUGACCGCGCAGCACGCAACAAUACUCGCCCAGCUCGAGUCCACGCGCGCCAAGCUCGCAAAGGCCAAGAAGGUCACUCUCCCGCCGGCCUCCUCCGCCGCCACCGCCGCCGACGAUAGCAAGAAGCGCCCCGCGGCCGCGACAACAACGCUCACGAUGGCGGACCUGGAGCACUCGGCGAAGCGGCCGCGGAAGGAGGGGCCAAAGGUCAGCGACUUUAGCAUCACGCCGUUCCUGCGCAAGACGGCGGCCGUGGUGAGUGAUGACCCGAGCACGCCGACGGGCGGAGCAGGGGGGGAGACGAUGGCGGGGAUGGAGACGGAGAGUAGUGUUGUGGUGCCGGCGGUGGUGGAGAGUUCGUUGCCGACGCGGAUGCUGCUCGCGGGGGCGGCGAGGAAGAGGAAGGCGGCGGCGCAGGUGGAGGCGCCGGUGGUGGUGGAGGAGGAGGCGCCGAGUCCCGAGCCGGAGCUGGUCAAGAGGAAGGGGAAGAAGCCGGUUGUGGAGAAGGUGGUGGAGCGGGAGAGGGAGAGGGAGGUGGGGAUUUUCGAUUCGCCGAGCUCGCUGCCGGUGCCGGUGAAGGCGAGGAAGCCGGCGGAGAAGAAGCCGGCGGAGAAGAAGCCUGCGGAGAAGAAAGAGAAGGCGGUAGCGGCGGCGGCGGAGAAGAAGGAGAAGGCGGUAGCGGCGGCGGCGGAGAAGAAGGAGAAGGUUGCUGCAGCGGCAGCGGAGAAGAAAGAAAAGAGCAAGGAGACGAAAGAGAAGGAGAAGGAGAAGGAGAAGGAGAAGGAGAAACCGCUAAAGGGCAAAGGCAUCAUGCCGACAGUCUUCGACGAAGACGACGGCACGGGGCGGCUGGUCAUGAAUAUCGAGGCGCAGGAGAAGGAGAAAGGCAAGGGAAAGGGGCUGGGGCUGGACGGCGGGGAUGCGGGGCUGAUGCUGGUGCCUGUCGUCAGCGCGUUUAAUCGCGAUAUCAGCCCGGCGAAGAAGAGGCCGGAUGCGCUGAAGAAGCUGUUUGCUGGGAAGAAGAAGUAG
This is a messenger RNA of Morchella importuna, 2160 nucleotides long. RefSeq lists its product as uncharacterized. The transcript has 2 exons. The coding region runs from base 1 to 2160 and encodes 719 amino acids. The record is from RefSeq and is a predicted model, not a curated record. NCBI's taxonomy places the organism in Eukaryota, Fungi, Ascomycota, Pezizomycetes, Pezizales, Morchellaceae.